This is a messenger RNA of Botrytis sinoallii, 549 nucleotides long. RefSeq lists its product as uncharacterized. NCBI's taxonomy places the organism in Eukaryota, Fungi, Ascomycota, Leotiomycetes, Helotiales, Sclerotiniaceae. The transcript is spliced from 4 exons. The record is from RefSeq and is a predicted model, not a curated record. The coding region runs from base 1 to 549 and encodes 182 amino acids.
AUGAAUUCUGGCGAUAUGAAUCGAGUACUGCUCGAUGACCGAAUGUCUCCGAAUGAUGAAGCUCCGCUAGAUCUCGAAAUCCAGAAAGCGGAAAUUAAGAAACUACAAGAAGAUCAUAAAAAACAAGUCCAAGAAUUCGAAGAGGCAAAAUUCGAGCUUGAAGACAAGCUACGAACGUUCAGGAAGAUGGAAGGGGAGAACGAGAGAAAGCUAGGCGUACUCAGAGCCGAGCAAUAUAAAUUCAACACUACGGUCAGGGAGUUAAACAUGAGUUUAGAGAGAGCCAGAGAGGCGACAAAACGUUUUAAUAAGAAGAGUGAGACGUUGGAUUGGAAGUUCAAGGCAGCCAAUAAUAGGGAACAAUAUUUCCUUAGAGAAUACAGAUACAAGCAGAGAUAUUUUGCGGAGAGAGAACAGAGGAUUGAUGCGAAGCUCAAACGCCUUGGAAUAGAGGAGAAGUUCUUUAAUCCAGAAAAAGAAUCAUCUCAAUAUUUGGAAAGUAUUCUUUCAGAAAUGCAGGAGGAAGAGAGGAAUUGGGAGGCUUUAUAA